GGCGGGUCCUGGCAUAGGGUCCUCAACAACCCCCGGAGGUGCAGCGGCUGGCCAGAGCGCCCACUGCCUAACGGAGAGACCCCAUCGUGGCGCGAUCAUGCUCCGGGUCCCCCUGUGUACGCCGCUCCCGCUCCUGGCACUGCUGCAACUGCUGGGCGCUGCGCACGGCAUCUAUGCGGAGCUGACCCGGAAGUCUCUCACUGGCCACUGUCCUUUCUCAGGAAGUCACUUGCCCCCCAGAGUCCACUGGCACUGAGCCUUGGGGGGGGACUCUUCAGGAGCUGAGAGAAUGACGCUCUUCAGGCAGUUGUCGCUGGGCUCCAAGGCUGCCCUGGCUGCAGCCACGGUCUUCCUGUCCAUGAUCCUCUCCCGCUCCUUUCUGGCUGAGACCCUUGAGCUCCAGGCCUGGCGCUGGCUGUUCCGCCUGCAGCUGAUCCUGUUUGUAAACUCGAUCAUGCUCAUUGGCUCCUCGUACAUCUGGCGGAGCACCGUGAGCAACCUCAGCCAUUCCCCUGCCGUGGAAUCUACCUGUUUCCAGAUUUGGAAGCUGGCUGUCAUGGCGUUUCUGGCCCUGGCACAUUCCAGCUUCUUCACCAUGCUCUUCUUGGUGGCCGAGGAACCCUACAUGUUUUCCUUAACAGCCUACUCCUGCCUGGGUGCCUACAUCAUCAUGGUCUUCUUCCUUUGUAUCUUGAAUGCCAUGGAGCAGGCCUACCAGUUCUUAGCCUGGCGCAGCGGUAGGGUGGUGGGCAGCCUGGACAAGACAAGGCACCUGGUGCUCAGGCCUGCGCUGGCAGUGGCCGUGACGGCGGUGCUCAGUACCAUUGGCCUUCUGAAUGCUGCCCAGCCCCCAGUGGUGAAAACCGUGGAGGUGCCCAUCCAUCAGCUGCCCGCCUCCAUGGACAACCUCAAGAUUGUGCUCCUUUCUGACAUUCACUUGGGGCCCACAGUGGGCAGGACCAAGAUGGAGAUGUUUGUGAGGAUGGUGAACAGGCUAGAACCAGACAUCACAGUGAUCGUGGGCGACCUCUCCGACUCGGAAGCCUCUGUCCUGCGGACGGCAGUGGCUCCUUUGGGCCAGCUCCAUUCCCGCCUUGGCACCUACUUCGUCACGGGUAAUCACGAGUACUAUACAUCGGACGUCAGCAACUGGUUCACACUGCUGGAAUCCUUGCACGUCCGGCCCCUACAUAAUGAGAAUGUAAAGAUUUCUGCCCCCGGGGACCCGGACAGUGCGGGGAGAGAUAGAGAAUGGGUCUGCUUAGCCGGCGUGGAUGACAUAGAAGCAGACAUCCUUCACUACUCUGGGCAUGGCAUGGACCUUGACAAGGCUCUGGAGGGCUGCAGCCCAGACGAUGCCACCAUCUUACUGGCUCAUCAGCCUCUGGCUGCCAAGAGAGCCCUCCAGGCUCGGCCAGAUAUAAACUUGAUCCUUUCUGGACACACUCACGCAGGGCAGAUCUUCCCCUGGAAUGUCGGAGCCUAUCUCCUGAACCCUUUCUUUGCUGGGCUCUACCAAGUGGGCAAGGCGACGUUUGUGUAUGUUAGCCCAGGUACAGCCUACUAUGGGAUACCCAUGAGGUUGGGGAGCAGGGCAGAAAUCACAGAGCUCAUCCUGUGGCGGCCUUCAUAAACCUGCCCCGAAGGCCCUACCUUGCCUUGCCCUGCCCUGGCCUGACCUUCCUCCAUCUCCUGCUCCGUCCCAGCCUUGCCAGCACGACUUUGGCCACAGUCUGCUGGGAACAGCGUUUGCAGUGGGGAUGCCUGGCAAGUCCGGGCAGGCUUAACUCUUCAGAUAAUCAAUUGCUUUUUGACGAUACACCCGUGGGUCUGCUUGGCCAUGGAAGUGCGAACAUGCAUUUGUUUUCCAGCUGCUGCAGAGAGGGGGUCCUUUUGCAGGGUGUGGGGUGGCUGGAAAUGGUACUUCUUGACCAAACGCAGGGAGAGGCAGGAACGCUUGUCUCCUGUGGGUUUAGCCCGUUAGGGCUUGGGUGGGCUCUGGGAUUAUUUGAUUAGAGAUAGCUGGUUUGGGCAUGGGCCAUGUUGAGAGAGGCAUCACCUCUCUGCUUGCCUGAGGAGAGUAUCACUUUCCUCUUUGUCAAUCAAGGUCACCUUUAUCGAGGGCAUCGGCAAGCCCCAUUGAAACAUGGGGACCUUUCUGUCUGCACCAUGAGGGGUGCUGAUUACUGUGCUGGGUGGCUGGGCCAGGGUGGCUUGAGAUGAAAUCAUGGGGACUGUGGUAGGGGAUGACUGCCAUCCCUUAAUGGCAGCUCUGAGUCCCUGUUCUGUGUAGUCUUUGUGUGAGAUCAUUUAGGAGAGGCUCCUUCUGUGUUUGGGGGUGAGGAAGGACACUGGGUGUGAUGAGAUACCUCUUUAAAAAAAGGCAGUGACAAAUACUUCCCUAGAUGGCCCUCCACUCCAGGUUCCAACUCAGUGUGCGAGGGGGAGCUGCCUCCUCCUAAAAGUUCACUCUACAGCCUGAUGGUUUAGCAUCUUUAGAGGUUACAGUGAACAUGGGGUUCUAUGUGCAGAUAAACAAGACCCUAGAGCCCCACGUUCCCUUCAAAAUAGUUCACUUGUUUGAGGAAGGCUUCAGUUCACUCAUAGCUAGAUGAGGGGAGGCCUCUAAGAGAGUCGCUCAUUGCAGGAGGUCAUCUGUUAAGUUCUGACUAGUUCAUUGAUUGGCACCUCCUACCCAUCACACCAGCCAGGUUUGGGCCUGAGAUUUUAGAGAGAAGCUGAGGUUUCUUGUCUACCCAUAGGAAACCUGAAGCUGCCACGGGUAUGACCCAGCUCUGCCCCUGCAGGUUGCCCCAGACCCCAGCUAUGGAAAGACAGGACUGACCGUCUUACCUGCGUGGGGGGGUUCUAACUGAUCUACCUUGGCCUCUGCCCACAGAAGCAUAGGGUCAUUCAUAGGACUUCAGACCCACAAGGAAAACAAAAGGAGCUAUCUUGUGCAGUGCCAGAAGAUUUGUUGGUCUAGCCUUUGCCAGGGGCAAGAGAGACUUUGCCCUUCACAUAGCAGAGAGCUAGCUAGCCCUAAGAAGGCUCUACUGAGAUGUGUUUAAGAACAUCUAGUCAGCCGGGCGUGGUGGCGCACGCCUUUAAUCCCAGCACUCGGGAGGCAGAGGCAGGCGGAUUUCUGAGUUCGAGGCCAGCCUGGUCUACAAAGUGAGCUCCAGGACAGCCAGGGCUAUACAGAGAAACCCUGUCUCGAAAAACCAAAAAAACCCAAAAAAAAAAAAAAAAAAAAAAAAAAAAGAACAUCUAGUUAGCUGAGGGUCCUCUGCCUGGAGGGGGGGCUUCCUGCUGCUUGUGAGAGAGAGUAGAAGCCUGGCAGUGACAAGACCCCCUAGAUUCUUAGCUUCCAUCAUCCCAGAAAUGGCUGUACUUCUUGGAUCUACCUCAAGGCUGCUUUGCUGAGAGAAUGCUGAAAGCUUGUACCUACAGUGAACACACAGUAUAAUGCUAAUGUGCUAAUCAGUGAACCAAGACCUGCUAAGGAACAUUGCCAAGCACAAGUGCCAAGAAUCAAUCCAGUGGGUUGCCAAUGGGUGGCGUGCUGCCCUCCAGCAUAGCCCAGAUGUCCAUAUGACACUAAGAGCCACCUUCCUGGUGAGUGCCUGAGUUUCUUACACGUACUCUGCUUCUGUAAAUGGGCAUUCUUCACUUCACCCUUUUGAAUUUUUGGUGUGAUGAGGUCUGGUGUGCAGGAGGCUGCUGACCCAUUCUUGUCUCCCAGCAGGUAGGGUAUUGACAGGGGACCAUCUGAUCCCUAAAUCAAGCAAGCAAGCAAGCAUACCUGUAAUUCCCAGCACUCAGUGUUUAGAGACAGGAAAAUUAGGAGUUCAAAGCUAGUAGUGAGUUUGAGGCCAUCCUGGGCUACAUAAGAUCCUGUCUGGGGAGUGGGAGGAGGAAGAGAAAUAAAGAGCUUUGCCUUGAUACUGUGAUGGGCUCAUUCGCCUCUCACCCCAGACAGGAGUUCCGAGCACUAGGAGAGAUUUUGUAAAGACCAUGACCUGUUGUUGGGAUUCUAGGAGAGGCCACCACUCCAUACCUUUCAGUACCUUGCUCCCCCAGACUCCUCUGAGCACAGCCUACUCCUGCCACCCCUCCAACCUCAUCCUUUCUCCAUGUUCUCCAUUUCUGCUGUUUCAGCCCUUUUGGGAUCACGGCUGUCCUUUCUGUUCUCCUCAGCUUUGGAAUUCAUCAGACUGAGCCGUCUGGAUCUUUCUCUUCAGGGCAUUAGACCCAUCCUGGGUCUCAUUUUGAUACUGUCACCUUGUGAUCUGUGUGCACACAUCGCCUAUUUUGGCUUUCAGGUUGUUUUGUUGUUGUUUGUUUGUUUGUUUGUUUGUUUUUGAGGCAGGGUCCUGCUUUGUAUACCAGAUGGCCUUCAACUCGAGGCUAUCCUCCUGCCUCUGCCUCCCCAAGAGCUGGAUGCCAGCAUGUGUCACCCCCACCUGGCUCCUUCAUCCUCUCUGAACACAAUGGGGUUGGGUUACCUCUCGGUGAGAGAUAAACUUGCCUUGCAAGUCUGAGUCCCUGGGUUCAAUCUCAGGACAUCACAGAAAGGAAAAACAGCGGGACAGUGAGGUGUCUCAACAGGCGGCCUCACAAGCCUCACUUCAGUUCCAUCUCUGGAACUCAUGGUGGAAGGAGAGAACCAACCCCACAGAACUGUUCCCCGACCUCCCGCACGGAUGCGGUGCCAUGUGGGCCCACAUUUACACACAACGCAGAUACGGUAAUAGAAAGAAAAUAAUUGCAACGAGAUGAGACUGCCUGUUCUUCUGAAGGUCUGUAUCCUAAUAGAAGGGAAGUGAUGAUUCUGUGUUCUCAUCAGGUCCUGUCUCCUUGAUCUGUUUCUUCACCUUCUUCAUGCCUUCCGGGCUCUCAAGCAUGUUAGCACAUGCGCAGUGUUCAUGACAUUUCCUUCUCUGUCCCCCAUUGACUCCGUCCUAAGGAGGCCAGCUGCUCUGGAAUUCAAACUCUUCUGCCCUCGUGCUGCCAUGCCCGCCCUCUGACGGUCACUUUUAUUUCUGUGGUUCCAGUUUUUCUAUGCCCCAUUUCCCUUCUGAAUUCUGUUGUUGGGGUGUAGCUAAAGGGCUGACACUUGUGUUGCCAAUUAUCCGUUUUGCUUACUCUCCUGUGGUUUUCUUCUGCUCCCCAUUCCAUCCAUCUCUGUUCUGUUUGUUCUCUUGUUUUGUGUUGUUUGGAGACAGGGUCUCAGGGUGUAGCCCUGGAAUUCACUGCAUAGACCAGGCUGGCCUACGAGGCCAGGAGAGCUGUCUGACUCUCCAUGCCCAGUUCUUUCUCUAAUUUCUUGAGGAAGUGCCACUUUAUAGUUCUAUGUUUGAGGCAAAGUCUGAAAAGGUUCAGUAUACUGUGCGGGCUACUUCUCUUUAAGUCUGUAGUGUUCCUCUCACUCAUGAGUGCGUGUGUGUGUGUGUGUGUGUGUGUGUGUGUGUGUGUGUGUGUGUGUUUAGUACUAAUAUGGAGGUCAGAGGACAGGUCCUCUUCUUCCUGUGGGUCUCUGGGAUCAAACUCACAUUCUGCCAAGCGCCUUUACUUAGCUAUUAUUAUUAUUAUUAUUAUUAUUAUUAUUAUUAGUCACGUGUUGGUCUGUGUGUCUGCAUGUGGGCCUGUGCCCAUGAAUGCAGAUGCCGAGGGAGCUGGAGGAUGGGGGCAGCGAUGGCAGGAGGUUGUGAGUGCCUGACGCUGAGCCACCAAACUCACUGUUGCUCCAUCUCCUGCUUCCUAUUUUUGUUUUUAAAACGAUACCUCUGUCUUUUUCCCCCACAGAAGGACAGGAUUAAGCUAAUCACUGGUGAGGAGAGCGCAGGAGGGUUAGGGUCCAGACACAAGUGCCCGUCGCUCUUGGUGUCCUCCAUUCUGCUGUCCCCUCCCUCCCCGUGGCAGUGUCCUCUCUUUAGCCAGGUGUUUCAGAUGUGAAGGAAAAAAAGUUUUUGACGCAAGACACAUAAAACAAGCAAGAUGAGUAAGUAUAGGUGUGUGGUAGAGCAGGUAUCCACAGAUCUGUCCUGGGGCCAUUUUCGCCGAGAACUUCAGUUGCUUCACUCCACCAGCCUGUUGGAAGGACAUCCUGACCACAGCAGCCUCUGGACUCCCGGCCAUCUGAAGUCACUCUUGGCUUGGGCCUUAAGUGUGCAGAGCCCUUCCUCCCCCUCUUUCCAUAGCCCUGGGUCUCUGGUGAAACAGCUGAGUUUUUCCACCCUGGGGCUGAGGUGCCCCUUUCAGGAACUCCGCGGGCCCCUGGGGUGAGUUGGCAGGGCUCGUGGGGUGUGACUAGAUACCCACUGGAUUGGAACUUCCCAGCUUCCUCCCAGAAAACCUGGAGACAAGGCCUUGCUUGACCAUUUAAUUUAUAAUGACCCUUAACCUGUGAUGUCACCAAGCUGCUUUGACUCAAGUCCAGGAAUGUGCACGGGGGAUGCAGAUUUGUUUUUAGCACCGAGGACUAGAACUCUUCGGGGAGAUGUUCGGGGUACCCAGAGACACUUGUACUGUGUUGUGGUUAGUGUUCUAUUUUAUUUUUUUUAAGAUGCUUAUAACUGAAGAUAUCACACUGGUCGGUACUAGACCCCUGAUGAGUACUUGAUCUGAGGGUGUCGUGGGCGUACUGCCUUUUUUUUUUUUUUUUAAACCUCCAGUAUUAUUAUAUGCAUUGUGUGUGUAGUGGGGGUGGGGACUCCAGGGGACCUGAACAUCCAUUAUGGCUGUGCUUGCAAUUUGUGUUUUGUUUUGUGUUCCUGUGGCUAUGCACUUUGUAAAAACACUGAUGCCACUACACCCUGCAAGUGUGAAAUAAAGAUUUCUCUCUUCAUGAUCA
Molecule: messenger RNA, 6856 nt
Organism: Mus musculus (house mouse)
Lineage: Eukaryota; Metazoa; Chordata; Mammalia; Rodentia; Muridae
Gene: Tmppe
Product: transmembrane protein with metallophosphoesterase domain
Exons: 2
Coding region: 290-1633 (447 amino acids)
Molecular function (GO): hydrolase activity
Source: RefSeq, marked validated